Molecule: messenger RNA, 1339 nt
Organism: Salvia splendens (bonfire salvia)
Lineage: Eukaryota; Viridiplantae; Streptophyta; Magnoliopsida; Lamiales; Lamiaceae
Product: ribose import ATP-binding protein RbsA 1
Exons: 1
Coding region: 1-1113 (370 amino acids)
Molecular function (GO): ATP hydrolysis activity; ATP binding
Source: RefSeq, a predicted model, not a curated record
AUGCCGGGAGACUGGCGCCUACGUGGGAGACGGCAUGGGGCAGACAUGAGGGCGGUCGCUAUUCGGACCCGCCGCGGAGGAUCGACGCGUCGAAACGGCGUGCGGCCAUCGCACAACCACCGCCACGACCCGACCCCGAUCCACCAGACAUUGGAGCGGCAGAGAGCAGUUUUGACGCCGGCGCCGGCGGUAGCGUCAAUACCGCGAUUAGGGUUUGGCGACGAUUCUUCAAUUCAUGGGCCACAGCAGGCAACCCAACCUGGUGCAUCUUCAGGGGCCAGAUACACGGUCAAGGGCGACGGGGAUCGUGGCAAGCAGCCAUCAGCUUCCGUCGCCAUCGAGGGCCCUUCAUCCUCGACCACUGACCUAUUGCUUCAAGUCAAAGACCUCUCCGCUGUCAUCGCCGAGUCCAAGCAGCCUAUCCUCAAGGGCGUUAAUCUUACCGUCCGCUAUGGAGAGGUUCAUGUUGUGAUGGGGAAGAAUGACUCAGGGAAAAGUACAUUUGCAAAGGUCCUUGCUGGUCAUCCAGAUUAUGAGGUUACAGGAGGAAGUGUAAUGUACAAAGGGCUUGAUCUGCGUGAGAUGGAACCUGAGGAAAGGGCUACUGCUGGAUUAUUUAUGAGCUUUCAAUCAUCAGUUGAAAUUCCUGGUGUAAGCAAUAUUGACUUCUUAAAUAUGGCUUACAAUGCUAGGAGGAGGAAACUUGGAUUACCAGAGCUUGGACCAAUUGAGUUUUAUGGCUGCGUGGCACCUAAGCUUGAGCUCGUCAAUAUGAAGACCGACUUUUUAUACAGAUAUGUGAAUGAAGGAUUCAGUGGUGGAGAAAAAAAGCGCAAUGACACGUCAUGUUUGAGCACUCUUGGAAGCAUGGACAAGCUUUUCGUUUUGGGAUGGAGUUCUGCCGACAACAUUGGGUAUCCUUUGUUGUUUAAUGAUGGAGGAGAUGAAGGGAGACGUUUAGUUGUUCGGUGUGUGUUUGAUCCAGGAGGAGAUGUCUCGCCAAAGUCGACUUUCAACUCUCUUCGUUGCUUCGUGGUUUCCACCUUGAGGACAAGGUGGAUUUUAACCGUGGGGGAGUUGAUACGAGUCUAUUAUUAUUAUUAUUUAGUUUAGAUAUAUUAGGGAUUAUCGUAUCUUUUCUUAUAUUUAUUUCUUGUUCAUUAAGUUAGGGUAGUAGUUCUAGUAUUAUAAAUAGGAUAGAUUGUUAUCUUUUUAGUCAUUCAUCCAAUUAAUAAGAAUAUUGAUUUUGCCCAACAACUCGUUCUAAACUUACAAACCCUAGCAUUCGUGCUGCCCGACGGGAGAUCCCCGCGCACAGCAGAAGCUUUGCUCCGCCGAC